Molecule: messenger RNA, 2254 nt
Organism: Mytilus trossulus (common blue mussel)
Lineage: Eukaryota; Metazoa; Mollusca; Bivalvia; Mytilida; Mytilidae
Product: cilia- and flagella-associated protein 100-like
Exons: 16
Coding region: 106-1851 (581 amino acids)
Source: RefSeq, a predicted model, not a curated record
AUAUUGCUUACUUCCCCUUUUCAUACAAAUUUACUUCCGGAGUUAGUAACCACGGAAAUUGUAAACAGUGGGUGCCUGAAUUUACAUUUAUUGAAUUAAUACAAAAUGGCAGACUCUCCAACAGGUGCUCCAUCUCCUGACACAGACGCUUCAGGGAAAAAGUCCAGAGUGGAUGGUUCAAGACAGUCAGGCAGAGUUACUUUCCCAAAUUCAGCAAAAUCAGGAUCUAACAAAUCUGUUUUAUCAGAUGAUAUGGUUCCACAAGGAAACCCCUUUAAGAUGCCCCCAGAGGUUGACAUAUUUGUCCUUAGAGAUAAAGAAAGACAGAGAAAGAAACAGGAAAGAUUGAAACAGCGAGAAUUGAAAGUUCAUGAGAAAACAACAUAUGCCUCUAAAGUAAAUUUCCGUACAGCAUCUAUGAUCAGACCAGCUGACUCCGAUGAAGAUGGGGAAGCAGAGGAUUCAGAUAAAGCUGUAGCAGUAAAAGAUGAUCCACAAUUCACAAUAGCUGUCACAAGAGACCGACAUGUAGAAAAAGAAUCAUUAGCAGAAUAUAUUCAAAAGAAAAGGGAAAUGUUUUUAGUACAGUAUUCAUUAGGGGUUAAAAGAGAUGAAAUAAGGAAACUGGAAGAAAUAGCUCAGGCUGAAGAGAAAAAAUUAGAACAGGCAGAAUUAUAUUUAGAAGAAGAUGCCAGCAUGUUUGAUGAAUUCUUAAAAGAAAAUGACACAGGUUCUGUGGAAGCUGUUAGAGAAGCUGAAAAUGAAACCAAAGCCAAACUGGAAAAAGUCCAAGAAAUAAAGAGAGUGAACGCAGAUAUAAUGACAAUAAAAUCAGAGAUCUCUAAAUUUGAAGACAUUUUAAAAGAAUAUCACAUGUACAAAAAGUUCUUGGAUACUCUUACACCACAGGAAAUAAGAGAAGAACAAAUUAAAAGGAGAGAUAAGAGAAGGGAAGAGAAAAAGAAAGAAAGAGAGGCUGCUAAAAAGGAAAAAAAAGGUAGCAUAGAUGCAGGAGAAAAGUCUGCUGAUUUAUUGAAAGGAAGGAAGAAACCACCAGUUGGAAGACUCCAGACACAAAAAACUGGCUCAGCAACUAAAAAAGCCGAGGCAGCUGCCACUACACCAGCCGAGGAAUCAUCUGAUGAUGAUGAAUUAGAAUUGUUCUUCUCUGGGCCCCAGCAACUGUUAGAUAUUUUUGCUGAACUUGAGGAACAAAAUUUAUCUUUAAUACAAAAUAGUCAAGAAACAGAAGAAAAUUUAGAAGAAAUGAAAACAAAUAUUAAACAGACAAAGGUUAAAAUGGAAAAAGAGACAGCCAUAUUAAAAGAACAAAUUAACAAACUUACAAAUCAAAUCAAAAGGGAAGAAAGCAAGGCACAAGAUUUAAAGAUCAGAGCAAAAAUGUUUUCAUUUGGAGAAUUCAAACAAGAGGACCAAGAGAAAAUGUUACUGGAAUUAAAUAGAAAAGUAGAAGAUGUAUAUAAAACAUGUAUAGGAGAUAAUGAGGCACAAAUUAGUACAUUACAAAUGUUAACCAAUUUAGAAAACCAGUUAGUAGGAUUGUUAGAACAGAUAGAAACAAUGCCAGCAGACAAAGUAGAAGCUGCAGAAAAGGCUAAAGAAAAAGAAAGAAGAUUAAAAAUGAGAGAAGAAAAGGUGGAAGAACAAAGGUUAAAACAAGAAGAAAGGGUUAGGAAGGCCAUGGAAAGAGCAAGAGCUGAACCGAAGAAACAGACUGGAAGGAAACUUGUGUUCAGAUCAGAACCACCAAAACAGAAGAAAAGAGAAGAUGAUGGUGCUGGCCAAGACAGUGCUUUGUUAGAGGAAGAACAAUACUUGUAUCACUAUUAGAAUAAAAUGAGGACACAAUGAUUCUAAAGAAGGAGGGAGUGUUGUAUGUGAUAAAAAUUUGAUGGACUUCAAAUAGACAUAGCAUAAGUGUUCAGAAAAGCCAAACCAAUUAUGAUUUCUAGCCAUUGAUCUUAGUGUGGCAGAUUUCAUAUGUAACUAUAGCAAGGUGAUAGUACACUUCAAUUUUAAUUUACAAACUAAAAAUGUGUUAUUUUGUUUCCACAUGCAUUUGGAGGUAAACACGUAGUAUUCUUACUAAAAUGCAUUUUAUAUAUUGUGAUAAAAAUGGAAUAUUUGUGAAAGUUUUUAUCUUUCACUGGUGUUUAUAAAUUGUUGUGAUAUUGAAAUCUAUUUAUCUUACAUUUGUUUUUUAUUUGAAACAAAAUACAAUAUUUUAAACGUU